This is a messenger RNA of Cinclus cinclus, 5121 nucleotides long. RefSeq names its product tripartite motif containing 37 (gene TRIM37). Gene Ontology annotation, cellular component: aggresome; peroxisome. Gene Ontology annotation, biological process: negative regulation of centriole replication; protein autoubiquitination. Gene Ontology annotation, molecular function: ubiquitin protein ligase activity; tumor necrosis factor receptor binding; ubiquitin protein ligase binding. The transcript is spliced from 25 exons. The record is from RefSeq and is a predicted model, not a curated record. Lineage: Eukaryota; Metazoa; Chordata; Aves; Passeriformes; Cinclidae. Bases 403 to 3651 code for a protein of 1082 amino acids.
UAACUUGAUUUUAUGUUUGCUGCCAAGUGUGCCCUUUUACCAAGGCUAACUAAUCAGUUUGAAGCAAUUAAUCAGUUUCACAAAGUGAUUUAGUAGUUUUUAAUCACAUUGAUCCUCUAAUAGACGGCUCAAUCCUUGCCGCGCCAGCAAGCGUUAAGUAUUCAAUGUAUUUAUUGUUGAACGCUGGCUGUAAUUACUGAAGGUAACUAUCAGCGGGAUGCGGAAAUGCAUCCCCGCUUAUGAAACCUCGCCGGUAAAGAAAAACAAUACAGAAAAAUAUUAAAAGAAAGGGAGGGGGGGAAAAAAAAAAAAAAAAAAAAAAAAAAAAAAAAAAAGUAAAAUCCCAGCGCGGGGCUCUCCCCUCAGGCGCUGCCGCCCCGCCCCCUGUGGGCGGCCCCGCGCAUGCGCAGGACGGGCGGGGCGGCCGUGGCCCGGCGGGUGCGCGGGGUGCGCUGCUUCAAACCCCGCUCCUUCAAACCCCGCUGCUUCAAACCCAGCUCCUUCAAACCCCGCUCCUCACCUGCGGGCACGGACAGAGAGGCUGGGGACGGCCGUCCCUCCCCUGGCGGAACAGCAGCCAUGGACGAGCAGAGCGUGGAGAGCAUUGCCGAGGUGUUCCGAUGUUUCAUUUGUAUGGAGAAGCUGCGGGAUGCCCGCCUGUGCCCCCACUGCUCCAAGCUCUGCUGUUUCAGCUGUAUCCGGCGUUGGCUGACUGAACAAAGAGCUCAGUGCCCUCAUUGUAGAGCCCCCCUGCAACUCCGAGAGCUUGUCAACUGUCGCUGGGCAGAGGAGGUCACACAGCAGCUGGACACACUUCAGCUCUGCAGCCUCACAAAGCAUGAAGAGAAUGAAAAGGACAAGUGUGAAAACCAUCAUGAGAAGCUCAGUGUUUUCUGCUGGACCUGCAAGAAGUGUAUCUGCCACCAGUGUGCCCUUUGGGGAGGAAUGCACGGGGGACAUACUUUUAAACCACUGGCAGAAAUCUAUGAGCAGCACGUCACAAAAGUAAAUGAGGAAGUGGCAAAGCUGAGGAGAAGACUCAUGGAAUUGAUCAGUUUGGUGCAGGAAGUGGAGCGGAACGUGGAGGCCGUGCGCAGCGCCAAGGACGAGCGCGUGCGCGAGAUCCGCAACGCCGUGGAGAUGAUGAUCGCCCGCCUGGACACCCAGCUCAAGAACAAGCUCAUCACUCUCAUGGGUCAAAAGACAUCACUUACUCAAGAAACUGAACUUCUGGAAACCCUGCUUCAAGAAGUAGAACAUCAGUUACGGUCCUGCAGCAAGAGCGAGCUGAUAUCCAAGAGUUCAGAGAUCCUGAUGAUGUUCCAGCAGGUCCAUCGGAAGCCCAUGGCCUCAUUUGUCACCACUCCUGUACCCCCAGACUUCACAAGUGAAUUGGUUCCAGCCUAUGAUUCAACUACAUUUGUCUUGGAGAACUUCAGUACCCUGAGGCAGCGAGCAGAUCCUGUGUACAGCCCUCCCCUGCAGGUGUCAGGACUGUGCUGGAGAUUAAAGGUUUACCCGGAUGGAAAUGGAGUAGUUCGGGGCUACUACCUGUCAGUGUUCCUGGAGCUUUCUGCUGGAUUGCCAGAGACAUCCAAGUAUGAAUACCGUGUGGAAAUGGUUCACCAGUCCACCAAUGAUCCCACCAAAAACAUCAUCAGGGAAUUUGCCUCUGAUUUUGAAGUUGGGGAAUGUUGGGGCUACAACAGAUUCUUCCGCCUGGACCUGCUGGCCAACGAGGGCUACCUGAACCGGCAGAACGACACCGUGAUCCUCAGGUUCCAAGUGCGCUCACCAACUUUCUUCCAGAAGUGCCGGGAUCAGCACUGGUACAUUGCUCAACUGGAAGCAGCUCAGACAAGUUACAUCCAGCAAAUAAAUAACCUGAAAGAAAGGCUCGCGAUUGAACUGUCCCGCACUCAGAAAUCCCGAGGGGUUUCCCCUCCAGACACUCACCUCAGUCCCCAGAAUGAUGAGGGCUCAGAGACAAGAGCAAAGAAACCUGGACAAAGCAUUGAAGCACUGCUUGAGAAUUUCACUGCUCCAGGAUUAGCACGGGAGAGCAAGGAAGAGGAGGAGGAGAAGACUCAGCAGGAAGAUUUUAAUCACGAGCUCUCAGAUGGUGACCUGGAUAUAGAUCUUGCUGGAGAAGAUGAGGUGAACCACCUUGAUGGCAGCAGCUCUUCAGCAAGUUCAACAGCAACCAGUAACACUGAAGAAAAUGAUAUUGAUGAAGAAACAAUGUCUGGAGAGAAUGAUGUGGAAUACAGCAGCACUAUGGAGCUGGAGGAUGGAGAUCUCAUGGAGGAUGCAGCAGCUGCUGCUACUCCUGGAGCAUCAGGUACCAGCCACAGCUACAGCAGUGCCAGUGGGAGACCCUCACGGCGAGGAGCCAGUGCCCUGGGCUCCACAGCCAGCAGCAGUUUGCUGGAUAUAGAUCCCCUCAUUUUAAUCCACUUGUUGGAUCUAAAAGACAGAAAUGGCAUGGAAAACCUCUGGGGCCUUCAGCCACGUCCUCCUGCCUCUCUUCUGCAGAACAGAGCCUCGUCCUACUCGCUGAAGGAUCGAGACCAGAGGAGACACCAGGCCAUGUGGAGGGUGCCCCCAGACCUGAAGAUGCUGAAAAGACUCAAAACCCAGAUGGCAGAAGUUCGGAGCAAAAUGUCUGAUGUGAAGAACCAGCUGUCUGAAGUGAGGAGCAGCAAUGGGGAGGGACAGCCCAGCUUCUUCUCCAUCGAGCAGGGGGCCCUGGCUGCCUGUGGCACUGACAGCUGCAGCAAACUGCAGGAGAUAGGGAUGGAACUGCUGACCAAGUCUUCAGUCACCAGUUGUUACAUAAGGAAUUCUGUCAGUAAGAAGAGUCCCUCAGCCAAGCCCCUGCGGUCGGGAGCUGCCGGGAGCCUGUCCCUGAGGAGAGCCAUGGACGGCGGGGACGGGAACCUGCGCCUCAAGGGGGACAGCCACUCUGCUGAGGGAGGCCUGGGGAGCUCCAAGCUGAGUGCUCGGCCCCACGCUCGUGCCCUGGCUGGCCCCGGGGCUGCUGAGGCACUGCCAAAGCAGGAGGAGAGACCCUGUGAGGGAUCAGACUCUGAGCUGGGAGCUUCUGCCUUGAAUGGCUUGGCUGCUGUGGAGAAGAACAGGAAAGUUGGUGCUCUGGGCUCAAACUCCAAGGGAUGUCGGACAGAAGGAGCCCAGUCUGGUGGCCUGGAGAGCAGCUCUGAGCCUGGGGAGCUGCAGGGAAUGAGCUCUGAAGGUGCCUCUGCAGGACCAGAGGAAGUUGGGGUGUGUCAGAAGCACGUCCUGCACCUCCUGCCUGGGAUGAGCAGUGACAGUGACAUCGAGUGUGACACAGAAAACGAGGAGCAGGAAGAUGCCAACUCUCCCUCGGAGAUGUUCAACCAGGCCUUCUCUGUCCAGCCCAGUGAAGAGCUCUCCUCGGUGUUACCAGAUGGGGACCAGGCCAGUUCUGACAAUCUCAGCUUUGUCCCUGGAGAUGACAGCACCAGAAUCUCGGGGUUGGGAGGAUUUGGUGAGGAGAGAGUGGACCUGAACUACAGCAGCCAUAUCUAUGCACACAACUCCUUGUGCCUCAUCUGCCCCUGGGACAGCUGGCACACAGUGCUCCAAAAACAGGUGGGGUUUCUAGGAUGAUGCACCACCAGAAACGUGGUGUAAGUUAAAGUCUGCUUGGCCAUUGUCCUCCAGCGCGCUCAACAAGUCGGCUACAGGACGCUUCUCGCUCGCAAGGACAAUGGAUGGCACUUCUAGGUAAAGGAAAGUUCCACACGUGCAUUUGCACCCACCUCUAGUGCAGAUGGGCUGGGUGAGAGCUCCCUGCUCUGGUGCUGUUCCGCUCUGCACCGCACACGUUCCUCAGGGUUGGCAAAGCGGCGCGGGAGCCCCGCGGCGCUCACAGUGAAGAGCUUAGGAGCGAGGUGUGAGCAGCUCCAGGCAAACCAGCCCCGAGCCCCUUCCUCAAAACCACCCUAACUGAAACAGAACAAAACUAAAGUCGUGUUGUCACUGCUACCUCCUGGUUCUGCAACCACAGUCACCACGUUGACCGAGAGGGACGGGGGGGUUGUGUGAAUGCGGAAAAGGGAUACUUCAGCUCUUUAUUGGAAAGAUUUCGUUGUACAAAUUUUCACUACCACUAAGAUACACGAUAAAAAUACAAAACACAGGUCACAGACUGAAUCUCAGUAUCAACAGUUAAUAAAUACAAUGAGAUACUUCUCUAUUAGCCUAAUAUUUUACACUGUCACCAGAUAGACAAUCAAGGUACGAGAUACAGAACACUUAGAUACCGUUAGAGAGGGAUUAUUGCUUACGUCAGCAAGCAGCAGAUAAGGGCACAGGAGUUUGAACUGAAGGAACUACUUCCUAUCACCAGUGGCAUUAAGAGAAAACACUGCAUUUCACAAGCACUGCUUUUUGUCUAGUGUGUAGAAUCAAGAGCAGCAUAAUCAGACCAAUAACCACUACUUUUAAUAUUAUAGAACUUUAAAGGACUUACCUUACAAAUGGUUCCUAUCUACUCUAUAAAUAUGCAGUUAGUGAGGAAAUGAACACUUGCUCUAUCUAUACAAUGGUUUUACCUGACCACACUGCAACUACGAUGGUGGAUUUUUUUUUUUUUUUCUCCUAGCAAGAUAAAUGGGAUGAGUCGCAGAAUUACCAUUUAUGAAUCCACACCUAAAAAAAGCUAGAUCCUUCCCAAAACAGCACACAUGCAGUCCAGUGCUCUUCAACUGCUCCUGCAGACUGGGAAGAAGUUUUCUCAUCCGUGACAGGUUUGCAUUCUAAUUUACUCACAUCAAAAAUUGCACUUACACCACCUUUCUCUCUGGAACAUGACAGUCAGCUAAAGAUGGACUUUCAGUGAGUCAUUAUUACUGUGAAUAAUUUAAAACAAAGGCACCACAGAGAUGCCCCAGAGUUGCAUAUUUUACCAUUCCAUGGUUUCUCAAAUUUCCUCAGUAAAAUCUGACUUGGAACAGAAGCUGCAGCUAAAGAGAACGUUGACAACAGCUAAGGCAGAAUAAGAUGGCAGAUAAGAGCCAAUGAUCCCGUAAGAUUAAAACAAAAUCUGAAAAAGAUCAAAGGAAUCUAAAGCCACAC